Molecule: messenger RNA, 1121 nt
Organism: Dothidotthia symphoricarpi CBS 119687
Lineage: Eukaryota; Fungi; Ascomycota; Dothideomycetes; Pleosporales; Dothidotthiaceae
Exons: 5
Coding region: 87-1001 (304 amino acids)
Source: RefSeq, a predicted model, not a curated record
CACGCAACGAGCCUUUACCAUAUCCAUUCGCUACGGAAGAGUACUUCGGAAGGUGCAAGUGUAAAGGCGAGGCUUUUCUCAAGGCAAUGCACGAUUCCGAUGCGGAUGCUGGUAUACUCUUUACCCCCGUGCGUGCAUCGGCUGAAAGCGAAUUCAACAGUGCCGCAAGUCUGGCAACUUGGGGAUGGAAAGACUUUAAAGUUUCCCCAAUCUCUAUUGACUAUCAGAAGCAUUGGGCGAUCGACCACGUUCUGAAAGCUCUCGGCCUGUCCGAUAAAUCUGUCGCACUUGGGGGAACGAUUCAAGUGCACGGUGUCUCCCAUGGUGACGAGGAUCUUGAUGGUGGAGGGUUCGGUAAUGUUCCUUACGACGAACAGGCAGCAUAUAUUGUUGGCGAGAAGUCGUACAGGGUCUCUGGAUCCGAGUACACAUUCGGAAUCGAUCCUGCAGGAGUAUUGAUUGCGAUGGAUCGAAAGUCACCAAGGUUUGCAGGACAGGAACGCUAUCCUAAGGUCGAAGGUGACCAGUUGCCGAAAUUGCAGUCUUUUUCUGACGUUGCCUGGUCGAAAUGGGUGUCGACUGCUGGGAAGCCAACUACUAUGCGUUAUUUCCUGUCUCUAGCCAUCGGCAACUUUGAGACGCGUUCAGUCAUUGGCAAAAUCCUGAAUGAUGCACGGAACACGUGGCAACCUGCGUGGCCUGGGGUGACGUUCUCUACGGAUACUCCCCAGGGCGCGGCAUUGCUAGGCACCCCGAACGCUCUAGCUUUCAGUUACUUCCUCAUCCAGCACAAGUCCGGACUAGGCAAUCUUCGCAUCUCGAAAGUCACCAUCUUCAAGGAUGGUCGGAGGUUCGCAGACCCUUGUUUGCUGUUCCACGUCGAAGCGGCACCCGUACUACCGAAGGAACCCGAAAAGGCACGGAGCCUGGAAGCUCAGGGUUUGAAGCAGACAUCUGUGAACAGCUAUGUUCGACGACAUGAUCUGCGAGCUAAGUUGUAGAUACGAACGGUCUUUCGAGAUGAUUUGAUCGAUACAUUCAUGUAAGAUGUUUAGAUUGUAUCGAGGAGUGAGGUAGCGUUGCUCGCAUGCGCGAUAGAUGGAUCAGGAGAAACACCAGGC